Messenger RNA from Manis javanica (Malayan pangolin), 2998 nucleotides. NCBI's taxonomy places the organism in Eukaryota, Metazoa, Chordata, Mammalia, Pholidota, Manidae. The record is from RefSeq and is a predicted model, not a curated record.
UGUGCCUCCGAGACAGGAGGGCACCUUUAGGUCCUCCCUCAUGGUCUCAUUUUAACUUGAUUACCUCUGGAAAUACCUUUCCUUUCCAUAUAUGGUCAUGUUCGGACAUACUGGGGAAUGAGACUUCAAUACAUGGAUGGUGGGGCUGGGGUGUGCGUGGGGGUAGAACAUGAGUACAAUGCAACGCAGCACAACCUACAAGGCCCCUGAGAUGGGAACAAACUCGAGAUGUUCUGGGGGAGGACGGAAGGCCUUGAUGGCUGAGGGGUGGUGAAUAAGGGAGAGAGGAGAGCAGGCUGCUGUUGGUGGGGGGGUGGGGGAAGCAGAUUUCGUGAGGCCCGGUGGGCCCUGGUGAGACGUGCGUCCGUGCUGGUUGGGGGCGGAGCCCCUGGAAGCUUUCAGCAAGGGAAGGACAUGAUCACAUCACCCCUGGACCAGAACCACUCUGGCCACAGUGGGGGCACUGCCAGGCAGGGGCCGUUGGGGAGACUGCAGGAGAGGGCAGUGGGACUCUGUGGACUCGGACCAAGAGUGUGGCCGUGGAGACGAGGGAAAGGGGUCAGGUUCAGGAUAGGCUGUGGAGAUAGCAGCCAUGUGACGUGAGUGGUGGGUGCAGGAAAGGGAGCAGGGGCGGCCGCUAGGUCCGGGACAAGAACAACCAGGUUGGUAGCAAAGCCACUUGUGGAAGGGAAGUGGAUUUGGGGACCUGAGUCUGUGCUGGCCAUGGAAGUUGAGGCCGAGCAGCUGUGGCCCAUGUGGAGGUAGGCAGAGCAGGCAAGCAUGCGACACGGAAACCUGGGAGGAAGGGCAGGAGGGGCAGUCAGCGGUGUCAGGGCUGCCGAGUGGUGAGUGAGAGGAGGAGACAGCAGGUGUGGGGCGGGUCACUGGUGCCUGUGGUGACGGGUGUACUAGCGAGGUUGAGGGUGACAGUGCGUGGAGAGGAGGGAGAGGCUGCAAGCAUAGACAGCUCUGCUGAGGACUGCUGCGUGGAGGUUUAGACAAUGAGGCAGACGCUGGAGGCCUCUGGAGGCACAGGCUCAGGGGGUGGGUGUCUCUGUCCCUGUGGUGAAGGGGGUGCGGGCGUGGCCCUCUAAAGACGGAAUCAUACUCUACUGGUAGGGUAGGGGGAGUGAGGCUGCCAGAGCGGGGGCAGACAAUGGCCAGAGCAAGGUCCUUGAGCACUCGAGAGGGGUGGGGUCCAGAGCACAGCUCACGGGGCUGCUCAGCGUGAGAAGCGGAGGGAACGCAGAGGACCUGGGUGCAGGGACAGGCAAAACAGUGGGAUGGCAAAGAGGUGAACACAAGGCAGCUUUGGUGCACCUGGGGCCGGCCCUUGGGAGUACGUGAGUUUUCUUAAACAAGAGGAUGUGGUUGAGGUCAGGUUGACCUAUAGAAAGAUAGGGAGGAGGGAGGAGGCAGGGUGCGGGUGCUCGUGGGUGGGGCGCCAUGACGACGAUGGGAGGUCACCGUCUGUGACUGUCCUGUUAGGUGCCAGGUACUGGGCUAGGUGCCCUCAGCACCUUGCCUCCCGUCCUCACAGUCACGUGGAGACAGAGGCUCUGAGAGAUGCCGCCACCCAGCUGAGGUUCAGGCCUGGGGCCCCGCUCUUCCCACUGCACAGCUCUAUCCUCCAGCCAGGAGGCAGAACCCCACGACCCCUGCUCCAGGCACCAGGACAGGAGGGGAGGACAGGGCGUGCACUCAAGUGCCCUGGAAUCGUGGGCCGUCUCUCUUUUCCUCGGCAGCUGCUUCUCAGCAGUGGAGUGGGUGACAGGCUCACGCAGGGCAGGACAUCUGCUAGAACAGUGCUGUGGGAGGCAGUUGAAGGAGGGUGGCGCCCAGAGGCCUGGGAAGGAGACAGGCCGUAGGAGGUCCGAGGAGCUCUGGGAAGAUGACAUUCGGCUGCCUGUCCUUCCGGCAGCCUUAUGCAGGUUUUGUAUUAAACGGGGUCAAGACGGUGGAGACACGCUGGCAUCCGCUGCUGAGCGGCUACCGCAGCUGUACCAUCGCUAUCCACAUUGCCGUCAGGGACUGGGAAGAUGCCACCUGGAGGAAGCUGCUGGUGGACAGGCUGGGGAUGACCCCCGCUCAGCUUGAGGCCUUGCUUCGGGAAGGGGAGAAGUACGGCCGUGGAGUAGUAGCUGGGCUCGUGGACGUUGGGGACACUGUGCGGUGCCCAGAACUCCUAGCUCCUGACGAGGCUGCACACCUGGAAAGCCAAGCCGUGCUGGCCGACCUGAAGCCCAAGUACCUGACCACCCUGGCCAACCCCAGGUGGCUACUGGAGCCCAUCCCCAGGAGAGGCGGGAAGGAUGUCUUCCAGGUAGACAUCCCGGAGCACCUGAUUCCCUCGGGCGGGAGGCCUGACGAGCAUGGGCGCCUCAGAGGAAAGUUGCCAAGAGAGCAGGCCAAUCACGACCCAUCAGCCGGUCCCGCGCCACGCACGGUCGAGUCGGCUGCGAGCUGGAUCGGCAGCCAUGGACAGCGCUGCCCAGAGUGUGCUGCUCCCCUAAGCAGGUCCCCACUCGGCUGCAGGGGACCGGGGAGCAGAACUGUCCUUGCAGGACACCCCCUCGGCUAGCGACAGAUGCUCAGGGACUCUGACCUUUAGGGCAGAGGGAAAGCUGCCAGUGAAUGUCCUUGCGCUGCCACUGAUUUUGGUCCGGCUGAUUUCUGGAGUGUACAAAGAAGCGUGUUUUAAGAGCCCUGCUUCGUGUCCUCCCCUCUCUGGUCAAAACUCGUGGAAGGCUCGACCAGCACCCGGGGGACAAGCAGGUGCCAAAUGAUGGCCCGAGAGAGGCCAGCCGUGGACAGCCUCGUUCACGAGCAAGGGGACAUCAGGCUUAGAAGUGGAGCGAGCCCCUGUCCGUCCUUGCUUGUGACUCUUGCCCCGUUGUGACAGUGUCUGCUGGCUCAUGAAGCAUGCGUGCUGGACCUGUCCCUCCAGCAACUUGAUGUCCAAGGAAGGGGCCCUAAAUACAGCUCUAACAGAAAAGUG